Molecule: messenger RNA, 357 nt
Organism: Staurois parvus
Lineage: Eukaryota; Metazoa; Chordata; Amphibia; Anura; Ranidae
Source: the annotation of a GenBank genome assembly
UGUCCCUCGGACACAGCGGAUCACAGAAAGAGCCGAAGAUGUCGGCUCGGUCAUGUGAUCAGCUAUGUCCAAUCACAGCUGAUGACAUGUAAACACUGAUCAUCAGGGCACUGAUGAUCAAUGUGCCCUGAUGAUCAGUGUGGCCCCAGAAGUGCCACCUGUCAGUGUCCAUCAGUGCCACGUGCCCAUCAGUGGCACAUACCAGUGCACAUCAAUGCCACAUAUCAGUGCCCAUCUGAGCUGCCUUUCAAUGUCACCCAUCAGUGCAAGUCAGUGCCACCUAUCAAUGCCAAUCAGUGCCACCUAUCAGUGCAAGUCAGUGUCGCCUAUCAGUGCGCAUCAGUGCCAGCAAAUCAG